CGCUACGCCCCGCGCCGGGGUCGGUCAAGGUCUGCGCCUGCGCGGCCGCUGCUCGCCGGCUCGCGGACCUGCGGGCUGGCGGUACGGGGCGCCCGCGGCGAUGGCAUGAUCUAGCAGAAAGAUGGCUACCAUUGGUUACUUUAUUUUUCUUUCUGUGGCAAGACUGUCAUGGAGCCUGGAUAUUUCAGAGGCAGAGACACAGGAGGAGGGAGAAGCAGGCUCCAUGCUGGGAGCCCGACGCGGGACUCGAUCCCGGGACUCCAGGAUCGCGCCCUGGGCCAAAGGCAGGCGCCAAACCGCUGAGCCACCCAGGGAUCCCCUACUCUUAUUUUUAACAUCCAUAUGACAUCCUGUCAGGUUAAAAAUAUCCUUCAUGAAGAAGAAAGAUCUUAAGCAACAUGGUGGAUUCAGAAGCUCAUGAAAAGAGACCGCCCAUCCUAACAUCUUCAAAACAAGAUCUGUCACCUCACAUUGCAAAUGUUGGUGAAAUGAAGCAUUACUUGUGUGGCUGCUGUGCAGCUUUCAACAAUGUAGCAAUCACAUUUCCCAUUCAGAAGGUGCUCUUUAGGCAGCAGCUGUAUGGAAUCAAAACCCGGGAUGCAGUGCUUCAGUUGAGGAGGGAUGGCUUUCGAAACUUGUACCGCGGAAUCCUUCCCCCACUGAUGCAGAAGACAACUACACUGGCACUUAUGUUUGGUCUGUACGAGGACUUAUCUUGCCUUCUCCGGAAGCAUAUCAGUACCCCUGAGUUUGCAACCCGUAGUGUGGCAGCAGUACUUGCAGGCACAACAGAAGCGAUUUUCACUCCAUUGGAAAGAGUUCAGACAUUGCUUCAAGACCAUAAGCAUCAUGACAAAUUUACAAACACUUACCAGGCUUUCAAGGCACUCAAAUGCCAUGGAAUUAGAGAGUAUUAUCGAGGCUUGGUACCUGUUCUUUUCCGCAAUGGAUUCAGCAAUGUCCUUUUCUUUGGCCUUCGAGGUCCCAUUAAGGAGCAUCUGCCUACCGCCAAAACUCACAGCGCCCAUUUGGUCAAUGAUUUUAUCUGUGGAGGUCUGUUGGGUGCCAUGUUGGGAAUCUUGUUUUUCCCAGUUAAUGUUGUGAAAACUCGCAUGCAGUCUCAGAUUGGUGGGGAAUUUCAGUCUUUUCCCAAGGUUUUCCAGAAAAUCUGGCUAGAGCGGGACAGGAAGCUGACAAAUCUUUUCAGAGGUGCUCAUCUGAAUUACCAUCGAUCCCUCAUCUCUUGGGGCAUAAUCAAUGCAACUUAUGAGUUCUUGUUAAAGAUUAUAUGAAAGAAACUAUCAGUUAAGUGCCAUUUAUUAACUGAAUAGAUCUAAGAAGAAUGUGGUUUGGCAUUGCUCCUAAUUGGCCAAAUAUACGUUGGUGUCACUAGUUCAGGGCACAGUGAAUUAUGGGCAAAGCUGUUUUCUUGAAGCACCAACAAAUUCAGAAUAAAAGGUUCUAAUAGGAAAAUAUAAGGGGUUUUUGGUUUUGUUUUUUAUCAUUAUCUGAGAACUUUGGGCUAAUUGCCUGGUUAAUAGCUGUCUAUCUGACUGCUUUUGACAAGGAAAACUAGUAGCCAAGGUAUGAUUCUUUUUUCCAAGUCUUUAAAUCUUCUGUAUUGAAAUGUCAGUGGCCAUGACCAGCCAGAGAAAAGGCUCCUAGAGAGAGCCCUGUGAAUUCUCAGGCUUCCUUCUCUUACUCCAUUUCUUGCUUCUCUGCUCUUAGGAGGAGUUGCAAAGGGUAGUCUUCAUUAAACAUAAGCAUAUACUUGUAGGACAAAGGACAGAGGAAAACAGCUUAUUAGAUGUAGGCUUUUUAUGAUAAAUUACUUAUAUUAGUUUUGAAACUAAGUACCUAUUGGGAUAGUCCUUACAGACUAUUCAGACGUGGUGUGGCCGACCCAAGCAGCUAGUCAAAGCUCCCAUUUUGCUAGGUUGGAGAGUUUUGUGUUUAGUUCUGAAUAUGACCUUAACCCCUCCCAGAUGUCCUAAUGUUAAUUUCACUUAUUUCAUUGCCAAAACAUGAGGAGGCCUAGAUUUCGUUACUGGUGUUUCCUCCUGUGAAGAAAUUUUAUAUUAAUUGCAAACUCUGGUUAAAUCCGUUUCUUUGAUUAAUUGUUGCCAACUUAAGAGCUUUGGGAGUUUGGGGAGUGUUUUUUGAGUCAUAGUUUGUCAUAUUGAAGUAUCUUGUUCUCUUAAAGCUCUCCUUUAAAAAAAAAAAAUUAACACUUCCAUAAAAUUGUAUUUUGGAAGUCUAUUAAUGGGAUUCUAGAUUUCUCUCCCCUGGUUUGUAAGCAUUACAGAAGGGAAAAACCUCAAGAUAGCUUUCAUCCCAGGGUGUUAGCUUUUUUAUUUGACUCUUGGAAAUAGAGACUUCCAUUAGGAUUUUUACAUUUUGGGAACCCAGUUUUACCAUUUUAUCAUUAAAACCGUAAGACAGUUUGAGAUGAUAAGAUCUAAAUAAAGAUAUUUAAAGGAUUAAUUUUAAAUGCUGCUAGUUCAUAAUAGCUGGGUAGCAUACUCAUCCCUUACAUGACAGAGAAAAACUUACUUGUCAAAGGAAUUAGAUUUUAAAAUAUUUUUUCCAGAUGAAGCAAAAUGCCUCUACCAAUUGAUUAACUAAUAAAAUAUGGAACAUCCUAGAAAAGUAAUUUAUCAACCUUUUAAAAAUCCACAUCUGUAAAUAAGUAGUUAAGAUUGCUUGCCAGCAUCUGAUAUGGCUGUUAGAUUUCUUACUAUUAGUUUUUCAUCAUUCUGGGUAAUUGCAUAUGAAUAUGUGCAUACACUGACCAAAAUAAAAUCAGGGUCUCAGUUGGUAGUUUACUCCAUUUCUGGGCAGAUAGUCCCAAAAGAGAUGUUUACCUCUAAAUGCAAUAUGGCUGGUCGAAUAAGCAUCCUUCCAACAUAAAGGAUUGAGAAGCAUUAUCAAGCACUUGCCAGGCAGUAAUGAGCCUCAGUAGCUUUACAACAGUCCCUCAAAAUGUGUUGGAAAUGGCAGUUUUCUUUGGAAACCAAGAUACAGAGGUGAGGAUUUCAGAAAAGGAUUUGACACCAAAUAAACGUGAGUAGCAUCCUUUGGCUUACUGAAUUGAGUCUGGCUUUGAAUCGGGAGAUGAAGGCACCUGGUCUGAGCAUCAGUGGUGUGUCUUGGUGAUGCUCAGUGGGUGGCGGGUGAGUUAGGGGAUGGGCUUCCUUUUGUCUAUACACUCCUGUGAGGUGACGGAUACUGAAGUUCUAGAGCACUUUGUGAAAUACAGAUGAAGUGAGAAUUUGAAAGGGGAUACUUUGGUUUCUGCAAUCUCAAACUUGUGGCGUUUAAAAACAUUUUGAAGAUCGAUUUUAACUCCUAAUAGAUUUGGAUUUCUUUGUCACUUUUUACAGCUUUUGAAGACCAAACUGUAAAUACAUUACCAGGGAUGGGUUUGUCUUGUCCUAUAGACUUCUUAAAUUUGAUAAAAAAUAAACUUGCUUGUGGUAGCCAACAGCUUUGUCUGAACCUUAAAAGAAGUCAAAAUGUGUUAUUAAUAAGAGAUUCUAACUACUUGUUUUUACUUUCAGUGUGAACUAGUAAUUUUGAAAAGGCAAACCUGAUCGAAUAACUUUAUCUGAAGAGCUUUAAAAGUGGCCUUUCUGUUACAUAUGUGGCACAGACAGUUUAUGAGCACAGGCACCCUGGUCCUGCCUCCCAUACUUCAUCUCUGAUGCCACCAGAGAUGUUAUGGAUUCUAUAUUUAGAACGCUUGGGGUAGUAUGAGCCCUCCGGACUGCAUCACAGAGCAAACACAACCUCUCUAUGGUGGCAGAUUUGUGUCUUUGUUUCAUUUGUGGUUGGAGACAGUUGAUGUUUUUGUCUCAAUACUCACCUUACCUUAUGGUUGGUUAUGUAAUCACUUGCUAUAUAUUGUAAACUGUGCAAUAAAACAGAAUUGUGUACCUAGGAGUC
Canis lupus familiaris (dog) is the source of this 3945-nucleotide messenger RNA. It is a transcript of the gene SLC25A51, whose product is annotated as solute carrier family 25 member 51. The record is from RefSeq and is a predicted model, not a curated record. The transcript has 4 exons. The coding region runs from base 399 to 1292 and encodes 297 amino acids. NCBI's taxonomy places the organism in Eukaryota, Metazoa, Chordata, Mammalia, Carnivora, Canidae.